AUGCUGUUCGUGGUAGUGGGGGAGUUUUUCAUAUGCUGGACACCAAUCCAUAUUUUGAACACCGUCUACCUGUUCAAUCCAGACUUUUUCCGAACCUACCUGGGAAAUUAUCUGUACCUGGUACAGAUUCUAGCUUAUGUCAGCUCCUGCUGCAACCCAAUCACAUACUGCUUCAUGAAUCGCAAAUUCCGACAAGCAUUUCUUAGCAUAUUCAAGUGCUAUCAAUGUGCAAGAAUAUGUUGCUUUUGCUCGGGAGCUGCUGUUGACGGACCUUUAGGAGCAUGCAGCCAGUUGGAAGAGCCGGGACCAUCUGGCCAGAACAACUCUGAACUCUCAGCAAACGAUUCAACUCUCUAUGUGGGGAGAGGAUGUCGAUCAGAAGUGGUGGUACUGGACGGGAAGAGCGUGUUUAGCAAUGGCUGCCCCGGCACGACGAGCCCACUUUCCUAUACAGAGUCGUCUGGAAAGAGCAUCGAUCAAAUUUAA
Messenger RNA from Nilaparvata lugens (brown planthopper), 486 nucleotides. RefSeq names its product cholecystokinin receptor type A-like. NCBI's taxonomy places the organism in Eukaryota, Metazoa, Arthropoda, Insecta, Hemiptera, Delphacidae. Gene Ontology annotation, molecular function: neuropeptide receptor activity. The record is from RefSeq and is a predicted model, not a curated record. The transcript has 3 exons. Gene Ontology annotation, cellular component: membrane. Gene Ontology annotation, biological process: neuropeptide signaling pathway. Bases 1 to 486 code for a protein of 161 amino acids.